This is a messenger RNA of Didymodactylos carnosus, 2616 nucleotides long. NCBI's taxonomy places the organism in Eukaryota, Metazoa, Rotifera, Eurotatoria, Philodinida, Philodinidae. The record is from the annotation of a GenBank genome assembly.
AUGUUAGCAUCCGAAGUACCGUUAAGUGAAAGACAGCAUAUGAUACCUCAUGAAGGAAACCUUGAGGGACACAAUGCGGCAGAAGUUGUUCAUACAACAACAACGGUCGUUCGAAAAAACGUUGAUGGUAAGGAAGUGGACCAUGAUGACAAAAGCAAAUUUAUUGCUAUUAUACGACCAUUAUUAGUCGAAUUGAUUGGAACAUGUUGUUUUGUUUUAAUUGGUUUGUUUGGCGUAUGCAGUGCUGGUCCAGGUGUUGUAGCAGCGGCAUUUGCAUUUGGUUUAGCAUUAAUGGUGUUUGCAGCCAGUUUUGGUCAUAUAAGUGGUGUUCAUUUUAAUCCGGCCGUAACACUUGGUGUCUUACUAGCUGGUGAAGUUCAACCCAUGAUGGCUGCUUUGUAUUUUGUUAUGCAACUUUUGGGUGGUAUUGCUGCCGCCGGUCUCGCUAAAUUACUCUUACGAGAUGGAGUUUAUGCAUCAUGUAGAGGAGGAGCUACAUUUUUAAGUACAUUUAAAGCUUUUAAUCACACCUUGAUUGGUGGUAAUUCUUAUCACUAUUAUGCCGAAGAUGCAGUAAAAUGGUGGGAAGGCAUAUUAAUUGAAUUACUUGUUACAUUUGUAUUUGUCACGAUUAUAUUGAUGGUUGCAUUAGAUACAAAGUCGAAAACUGGUCUUGCUCCAGUGUUAAUAGGAUUUACCCUCGUUGCAGCUAUUUUGGCGGCUGGUGCAUUUACAGGAGGCUCAUUGAAUCCUGCACGUUCAUUAGGUCCAGCUAUAUUUGCGAAUGAAUGGCGAAAUCAUUACGUUUACUGGGUCGGUCCUCUUGUCGGUGCAGCAAUCGCUGGAUGUUUAUAUCGGUUUAUUUGGGCACAUUCUGAUCGACGAAUUCCACGACGUACAAAGACUAAGUUAAAUGCAGCCGUAAGUUUAGUACUCGAUAAAAUUAUGGAAGUAGCCGACCUAAUAAUUCCCCACAAAAUCAGCACUCAAAAAUCUGGUAAAAAAGCCAGACAAACUUCUUUUCAUACUAAUCUUGUUCAAAAUGUUCGUCGUCUAUUCCGUUCCGAUAAAUGCUUACAAUUUUUGUUUACAAGUGUUCUUGAUGAAAAAUUUCAUUGUCAAGAAUGUGAUUAUAUAUUUUCAAACAGUGUUGCUGACGUUGUACACGAAAUUCAAGAGGUCACCUCAGCAAUGUUUUCAAAAGAAACUCAAACAUCAUGCACAUGUUUUCGAUGCAAUGAUGCUAAUCAAACGAAGACAUUCUGCUUUAGACAGACUGGACCAUGUCUUGCAUUGAUGACCAGUCAAUUAAAAGAUUCAAACAAUGAAUUAGUGACACAGUUAUCUAGUCAAAAUGGUUUGUACACUCUGAUAUAUAUAAUCGAGUUGGAAAAGACACAGAAAUCGAUUGUGAACGUUUAUCAAAGGACAGAUGAUUCUUGGACAAAAUUCGAUGGACACAAAACAGCCCCGGUGCGGAAUGUUGAAUGCAAUGGGAAAAUGUUAACAUUGUGGUUGUCUGAUACACCUACGCCAUUGCCAUCAUCGACAUUAUCUUCGAAAGCAAAUGAACUACUACAACAAACUGUUCCGUCAAUAUCUACCGUCUCAGUUCAACUACCAAAACAAAAACCGGAAGAUGUUCUACAAGCGUUAUCAUUCCACUCACCAUUGCCUUCAAGUUGUUCUUCGUUGAAUAUCGCCGCUACGAAUGAUUCAUCUGUUGUCACAUUUAAUUCAGUUGAAACACCAAUAUUAAGUACGGAAGAAACUAUUACCGAUUUAUUGCCAAUUUCAAACACGAAUAUAGUGUCUUCAAUGGUUGUUGAAAAACCAGAUGAAACAGCAGUGCAUGCACAAGAAACAUACCAGAGUUCUAGUACAAUAACAUUUGACGAUUUUCUCCCAUCGACAAAUAAUGAGUCAUUUUCAUACGAUAUGCCAACAGAUUUUAAGACAAAUAUUCCAGAUGAAGCUGAUAAUAUUGAUGAUUCGUUUUGGGAUUCUAUAGGCACGAAUAAUUCAUCAACAAUUAUUACUAACGACGAGGUAAUGCCAAAUGUUCCAUAUACAUCGUCUAGUCUUAAUUCAGACACUAUCGAAACAUCGUCGACUUCGACUAUUAGGAAAAAGCCAUCGUCUGCUUCUUCCACUGUAUCAACAAUAUCAAAAACCGAUUCAGUUGGUGAUUUAUUUCUAACUUUAUUUAAUCAAACAAAAGAAGAACAUCAAGUAAAAUAUCCGAAUGCUAGUCAGCGUGUUAAUCAUGAUAUUGCCGUAAAUGCAUUAGCAUCAAAUGUUUUAUGGCCAUUAUUAGUAAAACAAACGAAACGAAAAUUAAAUAACUCAAAGACAACGAGAACAUCAUCAUUAUCUGGUUUAUCGGAUAGUCAGGAUUCAUUCGAUAGCAACACAUUUUCAGCAUUGACCUAUCCAAUUCAGACAUCACCGUCCUCUUCCAUAUCGUCACAAAAUGGUGAGAGUCAUAUGAAUUUAGAAAAUUUAAAACGAUUUUUAAAUAGUACUGAACCAACUGCAAGAACAAAAACAUCAUUAAAAACAACUGCUUCUAAAAGUAGACGUGUAACACCCUAUACAACCAAUAAAGAUAAAUGA